Molecule: messenger RNA, 2969 nt
Organism: Menidia menidia (Atlantic silverside)
Lineage: Eukaryota; Metazoa; Chordata; Actinopteri; Atheriniformes; Atherinopsidae
Source: the annotation of a GenBank genome assembly
AUGGCCUUUGAGUGGUGCUUUAGAAAGGCCUGGUACGGUGUGUGUCAGGCAGCCGAGGACGCCAUCCAUCACAUCUCCACCUCGCUGCACUUGGAGAAUGAAAGCUGUGCAGAUGUGGAGGCUCUCAGGGCCUCCACAAUGGACUCGGAGACCAUUGUAUGGAGGCCGGUGGAACUAAUUGCUUCACAGUUCGCUGAGAGUCCCGCUCGAUCCGAGGAGAAGCAGACAACAGAGUGCGCAUUUGGGAUAAUCCGUCAAUCGGAUGCGAGCAGAGUCAGGCCCAACCUGAAGAUGGGCCCCAUACCGCUGUGCGUCCUGCUCCCGGUGACGGUGCUGGCUGUGGUGGCGGCCGCGGCGGCCGAGGACGAGUACGCCCAGGACGAGUACACCUGGCCGCAGUGGAAGGUGCCGCUGGUAAGGAAGCGGCGCACCGUGCCCCUCAGCAGCCCCGACUUUUCGGCCCGUCCCCGGCCGGAGCUGAGCGGGACGUGCGGGAUCGAAUGCCAGCGCCGCCUGCCCUCGCCCUCGCUGGACGACCUGGAGCAGUUCCUGUCCUACGAGACGGUCUACGAGAACGGCACUCGCACCUACACCUCCGUGUCCGUCCAGGGCCUCAACGAGGCGGCCGGCUGGUCGAAGAACGCCUCGUCCGGUUCCCGCCGCCGCAAGCGCGAGGUGUACGGCACCGACAGCCGCUUCACCAUCGCCGACAAGCAGUUCUCCACCAAGUACCCCUUCUCCACCUCGGUGAAGAUCUCCACCGGAUGCUCGGGGGUGCUGGUGUCGCCCAAACACGUGCUCACAGCCGCCCACUGCAUCCACGACGGGAAGGAUUACCUGAGCGGAGUGCAAAAGCUCCGCGUGGGGAUCCUGAAGGAGAAGUCCCGACGAGGGAAGGGGGGCAAGGGGAGAGGAGGGAGAGGGAAGGGGAAAAGAAGGAAGGGCGACGCCGCCAAAGGCGACCAGGACCAGGAAAAGGAGGAGAACGGUGGGAAAGAAGAACGUAAGAGAAAGGGGAAAGACAGGAAGAGCCGGAGUCGCCGGAGCGUGGAACCUGGGAAACCCUCCUUCAGGUGGACCAGGGUGAAACAAACCCAGGUUCCAAAGGGCUGGUUCAAAGGAGUGUCCGACGGACUGGCCGCAGACUACGACUACGCCGUCCUGGAGCUGAAGAAAGCCCCCAAAGUAAAGCACAUGGAUCUGGGCGUCAUCCCCUCGGUCAAGAAGCUUCCCGCCGGCAGGAUCCACUUCUCGGGCUUCGACGACGACCGGCCCGGCGACCUGGUGUACCGCUUCUGCUCCGUGUCCGAGGAGUCCAGUGACUUGCUGUAUCAGUACUGCGACGCCAAGCCCGGGUCCAGCGGCUCGGGAGUCUACAUCCGGCUGAAGGAGCCGGGCAAGAAGAAGUGGAAGAGGAAGAUCAUAGGAGUGUUUUCCGGUCACCAGUGGGUGGACGUGAACGGGGACGGGACGCAGCAGGAUUACAACGUGGCGGUGAGGAUAACGCCCCUAAAAUAUGCUCAGAUCUGCGCCUGGGUCCACGGAGACUCCAGCCAGUGUCAGGUAGCUUGAGACCAGUAUCCACCGUACCAUUCCCCCCCCCGUACCCACUGCCGUAAAAGAGGCUCCCCGCCCACUUUGACCCCCUUCAUCACCAACCGGGGGCCUUUUCCUCUCCCUGUCCUCCUCUUGCUGCCUCCACAUGGAUCAGCCUACACUGAUCGACACAAACACAGGCAGCUGAGCACACUCGGUCUUGACAACAACAGGAACUCGUCGACGCAUCAAGAGAACUGUGGCUCGUCAGCUUUUUCUUAUUUAUUUGCUUAGAAACAAAAAAAGAAACACCUUAACGGAAAAAAAUAAGCAGCAUUCUCUUUUUUGAAUUGAGUUUGUUUAAAAAAAAUCAUUUUGGAAAUUGUGCAUACCAAAGCCUCGGUUUAUUUUAAUUUACUCUAGACUUGGAUUUGAAGUAUUUCUCCACUACUGUAAUAAAAAUGUUUGUUUUUUUAAGUUGCAUGUGCAUUGGCAUUGAGUAAAGACACAGAAAAAAAUCGAAACGAUGGUGAGAAAACUCCUUUCUGGACGUUAACUGACAAACUUGUGUUUUGCAUUGUGUAUAUCUAGAACGUGUAUAUCUAAACUUCUGUUUGUUUGCUUUUUUUUGUUACUACCUUUUAAAGUCUAUCGUUGUGCCUAAGUAGAGUAAGAAUCCUUUUGGAUGCUGCAUAGAUUUUUUUUAUAUGACCUUUGACUUUCACCCUCUUUUCUCUGUUUUUGCAACACAGUGAAAUGUGGUUUCAUUGCUGUGCACAUAAUCAUAUCGGAGCUUUUCCAGAGGACAUGGUGCUAAUUUAUGGGACUGUAAACAUUUUUUUUUAAGAGGGGGGACUUCUCAGAAAAUAUUUUGAUGGCCUAGUACUGUAACUAUGUAUUUAAUGUGAGGUUACAUGUCUGAAUUGUGUUACAAUGGGACUGAACCAUUCAACACUCUACUUGAGCUGUUUAUAUUUCUCUAUUUCUAAAGGUUAAAUAAGGUCUUUAAAGACAGAAUAUUUUGAUGUAAAACAUUUAAAAUUGGAAUGUAAAUGUCAUUUGACUUCCUUGUUGCUAUUUUUCCAAAAAAACUAACUAUCCAUUUAGAAUACCAAAUAUAUUGACUGAAUUAUUGAGUUAUUGAAGACUGAAGGCUACCAACCAACCAUUAAACCAAAUUUUUUUUAAAUCUGUGUCCGUGUGCGUUUAAGUGUGUGUAUUUUCACAGUUCUCUUAUGGCAGUGAAUUACAUUUUUUAACUCACGGUUAUCCAAGAGUUGCAGUGAUGCAUCAUCUUUAGAGUUGAGGUAGAUGGAUGCCGCACACACUUAUUUGGCGUGAAGAAGAAAUCCGAAGAAAAAAACAAAAUCCUAUUUACAAUUUUACCACAAAGUGAUAAUUGACAUAAAAACCUAAAAAAUGCAGACCUUCAU